This is a messenger RNA of Tarenaya hassleriana, 1650 nucleotides long. RefSeq names its product transcription initiation factor TFIID subunit 8-like. Gene Ontology annotation, cellular component: transcription factor TFIID complex. Gene Ontology annotation, molecular function: protein heterodimerization activity. The transcript is spliced from 2 exons. Bases 365 to 1510 code for a protein of 381 amino acids. The record is from RefSeq and is a predicted model, not a curated record. NCBI's taxonomy places the organism in Eukaryota, Viridiplantae, Streptophyta, Magnoliopsida, Brassicales, Cleomaceae.
AACUCUGUUCAAGUAAACGAUAAUCUCCAGCUUGCAUUCUCUCUCUCCAGAUCGAAGGGUUUAAGCUGAGUUUAAUCGCAUUCCAAACACUAAAUUUCUCGGUUUUCGAGUUCUAAUCCCUUUACCGGUACCUAUGAUUCAUUGAUUUUUUGUCUAGGGUUUAAUCUGCUGAAGCUUGUUUCUUCCUCGUUGACUUCUGCUUUUGGGUUUUACAAUGGAGACGGCUUCUUCUCUGGUGCAGAGAAGAGAGCUUCACGGCCAAUGAGUUGAUACUUUGUUCUUAUGGGAUGCGGAUAUUGUUGGUUUCUCUCAAGAAAUGGUUUUGCAUUUUAAGUUGGAAAAAGUUAAAUAAGAGGGGUUGAAUAUGAUCAAUGGAGGUGGGGAGAAUGGAAUUCAGCAUAGAGAAUUACACGGGAAGAGAAAGUUUCACUGCAACGAUUUUGCUUAUGCAGUUGCAAGGAUGGCCGUGGCUCAGACGUGCGAGAGCGUUGAGGUUAACUCAUUUCAAGAAUCUCAGUUGCGUGAGGGAGUGAGGUUCAGUUCUUUUCAAGAGUCUGCUCUUGCAACACUAACUGAUGUAGCAGUCAGAUACGUCCAGAGGAUUGGGAAGACUGCACUUUUGUAUUCUAAUAUGGCCGGUAGAACAGAGGGUAAUGCUUCAGACAUUGUUCAAGCGCUGGAAGAUUUGGGCUCUGGGUUGGGUUUUUCUGGUGUUUCUGGUAUUGACUAUUGUUUUGCUUAUUCAGGUGUAGUAAAGGAGAUUAUUCGUUAUACUGGAGAAGCAGAGGAGAUGCCAUUUGCGUAUUCUCUUCCCUGUUUCCCGAUUAACAGAGGAAAAAGACCAGCUCCUAGCUUUCCUGAAGUUGGAGCCAGGCCUCCUGAUGAGCAUAUUCCAGUUUGGCUUCCUGCAUUUCCUGAAACCAAGAUUUCUGUUCAGUCAGAGGCAGUGAAUGUGAGAGCUCUUGAUGGUGAUUCUGAUAUAGCUGAGCUGGAUAGGCAGAGUAAAGAAAAUGGAUCUGCUCAUUUAACAGAGCAGCAGUCUUCCCAUGGUUAUAAACCAGAAUUCCAUAAAUCCGUCAAUCAAAAGGAUGUUGAAAAUUCCACACAAGAAGCAGAUGUUAACCCAUUUCUUGUUUCACCUCUUAGAUUUGGGAAGAAGCAGGGAUCGCUUGUUAUCCGGCCUGUGGAGCUUUCAAAUGAUGCAGCUAGCAUCAAUCAUGGCCCGGAAAUGCAUAUGGUCAACAAGCACCUUGUAGUACUCGAGGCACUUGCUCCAGCUGACAAGAUUGCGCAGAACAUGUUUGAAUCUGAGGAUGGAGAGAAAAAAGUGCCUGUGAGAACACGGUCGGUGGUGCAUUUCAAGAUUGGGACUCGAAAGGCAUCUAUGGGUUGGGCAGUAAAACAAAUUUUAGAGGAAAAGGUUAAUCAAAAAGUUGUCGCCUGGUUUCGGGAGGAAUAUGAUAAGAAGAAAGAAAAGAAGCCAGAAAGCGGUGGAAAUUGGGAAAGGUGACUCAGGGACUGACCAAUAUGUGAACUAGGUAUUUGUUAUUAGGAUUUGUACUCUUUCGAGGAACUGUUAGAUGGAACAUUUGCUUCCCGCACAUCCAAGGCUGAGAUAGUGAUAGGUUGCAUUGAAUAAGGUGACUUUUA